GUCGCAGUUGCAGUCGCAGCCGCGGUCGCAGUUGUAGUCACUAGCAGCGAGCUAGGCACAUUCAGCGCCGAUCCCAAACAAAGCGUCAGAGCGGCCCAGAGCCCCAAAGACAUCGAAACGGAGUGCGGACAAAGCGGGAAGUUCGUGUUUGCUGGGCCCGCUGCCAUUGGUUCACGGUCUGCGGAAGGCGGUGCAGAGCGACGGCCAGAUGACUGACGGCUGUUAGCCGUAAUUCGCUAAUUUCCCGCAAAGAAAAUCGCCUUUGAACCCGGCCUGAGAAGUCGUGCGCGCUUUUUUCGAAAGCCAAAAUCGCAAUAUACAACGCUCGACUAAGUGCGCAAUUUGUGUGACAACCGAAAAAUAAGUGAAACGCAUAAACGAAUGGCCACAGAUACUGGGCGUGAAAAGCAGAAACAAAUGUACUGUCACAAAAACCAGUGCCAAGUGUCGAUGGAUUGGCUCGAACCCACGCGAUAAGAACGCGGCUGAAAUACAUAGCUCACAUUAAAAUAUCAGAAUAGCCACAGAAGUCAUGCACACAUUUAAGAGGGGGUUUUUUUGCUCCGAUCUGAGCAUCCGGUAUCCCUACAAGGACUGCACGAUCACUGUGCCGAUGCUGCUGCUCAUGAUGCUCCUGCUUCCAAUGCUCUUCGUUGCCGUGGUGGAGAUCAUGCGGAUCUGCAAGCGCUUCCGCACCAGGCUCUACUUCCGCAAUCUGUGGCGCGCGGAGGCCACCUUCAGCUUCGGCUUUAUAGCCACCUACCUAACAACCGAGCUGGCAAAGCACGCUGUCGGGCGGCUGAGGCCACACUUCUUCCAAGGUUGCCAGCCGCGCCUCGAUGAUGGCAGCACCUGCUCGGACCCCCAGAACGCUGAGCUUUUCGUGGAGCAGUUCCACUGCUCCAACCACAACCUCUCCACGCGACAAAUCCGCGAGCUGCACGUCAGCUUCCCAAGUGCCCACAGCAGCCUUAGUUUCUAUUCGAUGGUCCUGCUGGCCCUCUACGUACACGGGGUGUGGCGGGGACGAGGCGGAGUGCGAGUCCUGCGGCACGUCCUGCAGUUCGUGCUCCUCAUGGCUGCCCUCUGCGUUUCCCUGAGCCGCGUGGCCGACUACUGGCACCACUGGUCGGACGUCCUGGCCGGCGGCCUUCUUGGAGUGACCUAUGCCGCCAUCACAGCAGCCUACGUAGGUGACCUGUUGCGGUUUCGGACCAGCACCACCGCCAGAAUCCCGCCCUCCUUGAACUAUAGCCACCACCUGCACCACCAACUAAUGGCGGACAACAAUAACUCGACGGCCUCGGCUAAGGUCCACUUUUUGGGAGCAGCUGCCUCUGCUUCAAUGACCACCACUACGCCACUGGAGGACAUCCAGGACUCGGAUGUAGAGGACUCCAGGGACUCCGAGGAAUCGCACGACUCUCAGGACUCGCAGGAUUCGCACGCAGAGGAUGAGGACGACAACAAAGAGGUGUACAAGCCGCAAAUGUCGCGCCAUGCCACACCGGUCGCCGAUCUGACCCACGUCGUCUGAGACACUAAGCUGGAAAUGUGGCGUAUGGGAAAUAAUCAGGCUUAUCGCCUGGCGGCUGCUAUUUCGACUAUUUUUCCAUUUAGAAAUCGAAACAAACAGAAAUAUGUGAUAAGCGCGCGGCGCACAUUUUACCUGAUAUGCCACUGUCCACCCCCACACUCCUCUGGCGAUUUUCGAAAUCCAAAGCGAUCGAUCGGUUGUGCAACUCCGCUGCCAAUCCCGGAAAUCGAUACGGCCUUCGACGGCUGGUUGCUCGAUGGUGAUCAUGAGAAUUUUGGCUAUGCGCUAGUAUCUCGCCAAAAGAAUCUGCCGCUGAUAUUGCAAGGCCGGAUUGAGCCGCAGUAUCUCGGCGAAGCUACUGGCUCUGCGCUAGCCACUUGGUUGUUUGUAAACAAUACCCCACUCACGUCGCAGUCGUCGCUGCUGCUUUUGAUGUGGCCAGCCCGCCAACAUGGAGCUCCAGCUCCAGGCCCCAAUCAGCUGCGACAAUCUCUGGCAGCGACGCCGACUGCUGCGCUUUGCGGCUGAUAGUGCAUAAAAAUAAUAAAUAAUAAUAAAUGCCGCGCUUAUGGCUGCACAGACUCGGGAAACCUUCGCUUGCGAGGCUGGAGGCGAGGAGCGGGAUUUAUGAACAAAUCAAUUAUGUUGAGUUUAAUUUUGUUAUUUGUUUUAUGUUAAUUAUGUUUGGCUACCGACAGAUUUUAAGGCUUACUCUAAGUGUUUGCUCUACAGGCUGAAUAAAUGUUUAUUGCCCAAGUGA
This is a messenger RNA of Drosophila yakuba, 2297 nucleotides long. RefSeq names its product putative phosphatidate phosphatase. Gene Ontology annotation, biological process: signal transduction; phospholipid metabolic process; phospholipid dephosphorylation. Gene Ontology annotation, molecular function: phosphatidate phosphatase activity. The transcript has a single exon. NCBI's taxonomy places the organism in Eukaryota, Metazoa, Arthropoda, Insecta, Diptera, Drosophilidae. Bases 533 to 1537 code for a protein of 334 amino acids. The record is from RefSeq and is a predicted model, not a curated record.